Molecule: messenger RNA, 2395 nt
Organism: Capsicum annuum
Lineage: Eukaryota; Viridiplantae; Streptophyta; Magnoliopsida; Solanales; Solanaceae
Exons: 1
Coding region: 890-2191 (433 amino acids)
Source: RefSeq, a predicted model, not a curated record
AGUUGGGUGUGUUAUUAUGUUAACUUCACAAAGCUACCAUAAACUUACAUUUAUUUCCAAUCUUUAUUCUGUUAUUCAAUUCAUCAUCUUCCCAACUGUACUUUGACAACUAUCCUCCCUAUCCCCAAAAAAAUUUCCAUCUCUCUAUCAAAAGAAUUCAUUCUUUUCCCCUUGUAAAAGCUCCUCCUUUCUGCUAAAAGGUUUAAGUAAAUUUUCGUGUUACCAAUUUAUUUUCUUGUUACUGCUAAACGACACCGUUUUUGUCCACUAAGUUCUUGUUUUUAUUGCUCUUAAAGUUCUUGUUUGUGAUAAAAAAAUUUUUUUUUUCUUCUGUGGGGUUCUUGUUUUUUGCUCAAAGAUUUCAUUUUUAUCUGUUAAGUUUGUGUUUUGUGCUAAAAAAAAUUCAUUUUUUUCUGUUAAAUUUGUGUUUUGUGCUUAAAAAAAAUUCAUUUUGUUCUGCUAAGUACUUGUUUUUUGCUCAAAGAUUUCAUUUUUUUCUGUUAAGUUUUUGUUUUGUGCUUAAAAAAAAAAUCAUUUUGUUCUGCUUAGUACUUGUUUGUGGUCAAGAUUUUAAUUUUUUUUUGUGAGGUUCUUGUUUUGGUGCUAAAAAGAUUUCGCUUUUUUGUUUUAAGUACUUUUUUUUUUUUUUUUGCUGAAAGGAUUUCACUUUUUAGUGGGGUUCUUGUUUUGUGCUCAAACAUUUUUUUUCUUUUUUCCUGUUAAAUUCUUGUUUUGUGCUAAAAAGAUUUUAUUUUUUCUGUUGAGUUGUUGUCGUUUGCUAAAAAAAGAUCAGUUUUUUUCUUGUGGGUUUCUUGUUUUCUGUUAAAAGAUUUGAUUUUUCUAUCUGUGUUGCUUUGAUUUUAGUUAAAAAGAUUGACAAAAUCCAUUAAUGGGUUGUUCAGCUUCACGUUCCUAUGACUUUGUGACAACAGAUCCACAAAAUCCAUGGAAUUCUUCAUCAUCUUCACAUUCACAAUCUCCAUAUUCCUACUCAGAUUCCUCUUCAACUCCAGUUUCAAGAACCCUUUCACUUCCAACCCCUUUAGUUCAUCAUCCUGCUAUGUGUAAAGGUGACACAAAUCACUUAGUUUCCCUUACUUCUACUACUUAUGGUUCCCUUGUGUUAAUUGACCCCCAAAUUCCAAACCCUAACCCUAAUCCUAAUUUCAAGAACCCUAUGGUAAAAUCCCUAAAUGGGCUAAAUGGGACUGACUCACAAGAUCCUUCAUCUCCUGAUUCAGUAAUCAAUACUUGGGAGCUAAUGGAAGGGCUUGAUGAGUUUGAUUUCCAUGUGGUGAAGUCUAAAGUUGAGUCUCCUAAAAAGGUUAAGUGUAAGAGUGUUGAUAUUCAAUGUGAGUUGGAUACAAGUGAGUUGGAAAACAGUUAUGAGUUUGUUGAGCAUUCGGAUUCGAAGCCGUUAUGGAAGCAUUUGUCUGAGGAACAAUUGCUUGCUAAAAUGGAUCCUAAUGUAGCUACAAGCUAUAGACAAGCAUUGUCUUCCAAAAGAUUUGUGCAUAAAGAGUCAGAAGAUUGUCCAAAGCCUGAAAUUGUUAGUUCGAUAGAGUUAGAGUCGAGUGAAGUAAGUUCGUUGAGCUCAUCGUUGCCUGGCAAUGGUGUCCAUUUAAAGGGUAAGGAGGAUAAAAUACAGCCUGAUAUUGUUAGUACGAUAGAGUUAGAGUCAAGUAAUGCAAGUUUAUUGAGCUCGCUGUUGCCCAGUAAUGAUGUUCGUUUAAAGGGUACGGAGGAUAAGAUUGUUCUGUAUUUUACCAGUUUAAGAGGAAUCAGGAAGACUUAUGAAGAAUGCUGCAUUGUGCGAACGAUCUUUAGAGGUUUUCGGGUCUGUGUGGACGAAAGAGAUGUAUCUAUGGAUUCAUCAUAUAGAAAAGAGUUGCAAAAUGUUUUGGAAGGAAAAGCGGUUGGCUUGCCUCAGGUGUUUAUUGGAGGAAAGUACGUUGGUGGUGCGGAAGAGAUUAAGCAACUUCAUGAGGCUGGAGAGCUGGCUAAUCUUGUGGAAGGCUUUGCAGUUAAGCAUUCUGGUUUUGUUUGUGAAAGCUGUGGCGAUGCCAGGUUCGUACCCUGCCCAAAUUGCAACGGGAGUCGAAAAGUAUUUGAAGAGGAGGAAGGGAAAUUGAGGAGGUGCCCCAGCUGUAACGAAAAUGGAUUGAUUCGAUGCCCUAGCUGUUGCCCAUGAAUAUUGAUUCACAUUUGUCAUGUACAUGCUUUCACUACUCUAUUCGAAGUCUAUGAAUUUAUGUUACUAAUGUAUUGAUAUUGAAAUGUGCAGUGUCCUCUUGUAGACUGAUUCGAAGUGUCCAUAUUCUCUAGCCCUGGAAAAUUUCGUGUUCAUUUUCUUUUUGAACAACUCGAAAGUAAUAAAAUCCCAGCUUAAUGUUCC